UCCCUCAAGUCUUAUAUUUUAGAUUCUAAAAUUUACAUUUUUAACAUUUUCAAUCAUUUUACAAUAUAGAGAAUCGCCUCAUGGGAUGAAUCACCUUAUACAAUAAAUCACAUUGUAAUGAAUGUCAAAUAAUAGUAGUUUUUCACAUGAUGUUAAUAAAUUUUAUAAAUAACAUUAAAAGAUUAAAUUCUUUGAACGGUUAUAUGAUUUGAAACUCUUAAUUAGUUCAGGUCAGUUUGGACUGAUAUUUUUUUGCCAGUAUUCUAAAUUAAGCAACCCCAAUGUUAGUAUUUAUAACCAUGUAAUGAAAGAUUCCCUCUUUAGAAUUUGUGACCUUCCUUGCUUGUUCAAACAGGGAUAGGUGAGGAGGUUACUUCCUCUGGGAUUGGGGGGUGGGGUGCCAGCAUCUUACCAGUAAUUGACUGGUGGGCCCAAAUCAUUUGGGUCUUUUGUAUUUGAAAAGAUGUGUGAUUGGGCAGCAGAAACAGAAAACAAUGUAAAUUGAGUAAUACUGGUCCAUCUUUUGAAAUUCACCUUUUAAAUUUAAAAGCAGAAUGUAUUUUCUCAUGAGUGUACAGUUUGAUGCACGUUAAUUAAUGGGUCAUUGCUAAAUACUCAGUUCUGGUACAUGGCAACAAUUCCAACUUUUUGGAUAUUUUGGUUUCCAGUGGAUAAUUAGUAUGCUGAUCACCAUUAAAAUAGUAGCUGCUGCCGAGAGGAGGGCACGCUGGUUGUAAGAGAUGCAUUAUUUCCUAACAAAAAACAUGGCUCUGUACAAACUCACUGGUUUUCUGUCUGCUGCUUGCUCAGGGUGAAGAGCAGGUCAGGCAGUACCAAAAUCCCAUCCCUGCUAAUGGGGGGGCACAGCUGAAUGAACCCAAGAAAUCCCUAUUUUAUGAAGACAUCACAGCAAGAUUAAUAUCUGUUAACAAAAGACUCCUGUCAGAAAGGUAUUUUUAUCAGAACUGAGAUUUUUUUUUUUUUCUUUCAGCCUCUGGUAACAGACAAAGCUUUUGCACAACCUACAUUUAUGUUGCACAGAAGCAGCGUCAUAUACGUGAGAAAAUUAAGUUCAGUUGAAGCUUAGCAGUUUAAGAAAGACCACAACCCAGUACUUCCCCCUUUGGCUGCUGUUUAUAUUAUUCCAAAGAAAUUUCCCUUUAAAGAAUGGUAGUAAUAUUAAUUUUAUUGGUGUAUCUUUUCAUACAAAAUUCUAAUAAAGCCAGCUAGCUUUUGUAUGCUAAAAAUGUGCAUACAAGUUUUAAGUAAUGAAAAAAAUGACUAACAGCCCAAAUUCCUAGUUUGCAUGAGAAUUCCUGCUACACAUUCUUGCUUUAAAGUCUAAGUGAUUUUUUUUUUCUUGACCUUUGAGAGAGAAAAGUGAAAUGAAAUCAGAAAAGCACUUAGGCAUAGAUGCAGCGUUCCAUGCGGGGUGAUACAUCAAGGCAAAGGCUGAGAGCAGCGAGCUGAGAGCAGCUGGCAUUGAAACAAAAAUGGAGGAGCAGCAGUGGGGGGCCUGGCUGCAGGGGGGCACCUGAUUCGUGUUUGGGAAGUGACCGCAAGCCACGGCGCGCUGAGACUCCAGUCCCUGGGGAUGAGAGAGGAGCCUCGCAGGGGAACGCCGGUGAAGGAAUACCUGGCAGGAGCCAGUGCGGGGAGAGGACGCUUCCUUAUUGUGCUCGUAUGCCUUAUCUUCAGUGUGCUUUCUACAAUUGAACAGUAUGCAGCUCUUGCUACAGGGACGUUAUUUUGGAUGGAAAUUGUAUUAGUGGUAUUCUUUGGAACAGAAUAUGUGGUUCGGUUAUGGUCAGCAGGAUGCCGCAGUAAAUAUGUUGGAAUAUGGGGAAGGCUUCGUUUUGCUAGGAAGCCUAUUUCAAUCAUUGAUUUAAUUGUUGUUGUUGCUUCCAUGAUAGUUCUUUGUGUGGGUUCUAAAGGUCAAGUCUUUGCAACCUCAGCUAUCAGGGGCAUCCGUUUUCUGCAGAUUUUACGAAUGCUGCAUGUUGACCGUCAGGGUGGUACAUGGAGGCUGCUGGGAUCAGUGGUGUUCAUACACAGACAAGAACUGAUAACUACACUCUACAUUGGAUUUCUGGGUCUGAUUUUUUCCUCUUAUUUUGUGUACCUGGCUGAAAAAGAUGCUGUAAAUGAUUCUGGAGAAACAGAGUUUGGCAGCUAUGCAGAUGCCCUGUGGUGGGGAGUAGUGACUGUUACAACUAUUGGCUAUGGGGAUAAAGUGCCUCAGACCUGGAUAGGAAAGACCAUUGCAUCUUGUUUUUCAGUAUUUGCAAUUUCAUUUUUUGCACUACCUGCGGGAAUUCUUGGUUCAGGCUUUGCCCUAAAGGUACAACAGAAACAGAGACAGAAACAUUUCAACCGUCAAAUUCCAGCUGCUGCCUCUCUCAUACAGACUGCAUGGAGAUGCUAUGCAGCAGAAAACCCAGACUCUUCUACAUGGAAAAUAUACAUUCGAAAACCUGCCAGAAAUUAUCAUUUGAUGUCACCCAGUCCAAAACCGAAGAAAUCAGUGAUGGUUAAAAAGAAGAAAUUUAAGUUAGACAAGGACAAUGGGCCUGCUUCUCCAGAUAGGAUGUUAACUGUUCCACACAUCACUUACGACCAUGUGACAGAGGACAGGAAACCUGAUUUCAGUUUUGAACCAUAUGAAAAUUCUGAUUGUCAGCGCUCCUGGCCAUCCUUUUCCACAGACCAGCAGUCUUCCAGUGCUCCUUCCUCUCCAGUGAAAAAAAGUCCGACGUUUUUAGAUGUGAACACAGGACCCUUCAUCAGGACCAACAGCUUUGCCGAUGAGCUUGACCUGGAGGGUGAGACACUGUUGACCCCAAUAACUCACAUCUCACAGCUGCGAGAACACCACCGCGCUGCAAUUAAGGUGAUUCGUAGGAUGCAGUAUUUUGUGGCAAAGAAAAAGUUUCAGCAAGCUAGAAAACCCUACGAUGUCCGAGAUGUUAUUGAGCAAUAUUCACAGGGCCACCUCAACCUGAUGGUGCGAAUCAAGGAGUUACAGAGGAGGUUGGACCAAUCCAUAGGGAAGCCAUCUCUUUUUAUUUCUGUCUCAGAAAAAAACAAAGAUCGAGGGAAUAACACGAUUGGUGCCAGGCUGAACAGAGUGGAGGACAAGGUGACACAAAUGGACCAGAAACUGAACCUCAUCACAGAUAUGCUGCAUCAUCUGGUUUCCCAUCAGCAGGGGCAUCAAGGGAACAACAGAUCAUCUCAGAGAGGCAACAGUGUCAAUUCAGAUCUUUUCCUCCCUAAUAACACCCUGCCAACCUACGAGCAACUGACAGUACCAAGAAGAAACGAAGAUGAUAUAUCCUGAUUUGAUAUAAGUCUGGGUUGGGUUCUUCCCAACUUUAUCCUUUAAAUGGGACUGAAUGUUGAGAACCUGGAAGGAAUUAAGUUCAUCAGCUAUCCCAGGAAAACACACAACAACUGUAUCUAUACCACUGGUCUCAGAUACACUCUUCUAAAGCCCCUCAUAACAGCCAAAGGAUUGCCAGGCCGUCUUCUAGCAGGCAAAACUUACUGAAGCUCCAUGUUGAUUUUGUUCAUGAACAAAUGAUCACAACUCAUUAUUUCUCAGAAAGACCAAAAUGAUGUAAAGACAGGCAAAACGUCAAAGAUUUAGAGCUCCUUUAAUAAUAAUAAUAGUAAUAAUAAUAUUCUAAUAAUACUUGAACUUAGAUGGAAAAAGUGCAUUCUGUUUAUGAAUCUGCAGAUAGCAAUAUAUUUCUACUACUAAGGUUUUUAAAACAAACUAGGAUAACUUAUGUUGUUUUUAUUGUAUAAACAUACACUAACAUUCUAGAGGAAGGCAAACCACAUACUGAAUGAUUUUCUUUUUCUGUUUUAUUUUAACUUUGCUACAUAGUUAUCAGAUAAUGACCAGAUUUUUUAAACCUGUUUUUCUUCAGGGAGGAACUAAUCCUUAAUCUGGAACAAUACUAUUUAUAGUGGAAAGUGCUAUAGAUUUUUUUAAGAUAUCAGUUUUUCAUGGGAGACAAUAAAGUAUUACAUAGAAAAAAUGAUUCUGCUUUCUAGAAAAUUGUUGCCAAAGAAUUUAUGUGUAAAUAUAAAACACCGUGGUCUGAAUGUACUUGUCCUGAAAUAGCUUUUUAAAAAGAAGGCCAACUACUUUUGAAAUCUACUGGGUUUUAGCUUAAAAUUGCCAAAAAUAGUACAGAAGGCUGACGUGACUGAACUUGCUGGUCGAGUGCUUGAGCUGGCCACUUAUUGAGCAUCCCUAAUCCUUGCAGGAAUCGAGGCGUCCGUUCAGGAAAGCAUCUCUUAGCCAGACAGCAUAUAUGACAAUUUGAACAGUUUCCUGAAUAACGUCUUGAGAAAUUCUACUCCCUACAAGAGUCAUUUGGUACUGAAAAGUGCUAGCUCUAAUUUAGAGGACCGAGGGCCUCAGCUACAUCCCACGGAGCAUUACCCCACAUGGUAGUGCAGUAAAGCCAGCAGUGUUUGGCUCAGUGUGAUUUUUCACACACACACCCCAUGAACAGGAUUUGGGCUUCGAUUACUAAGGUUGAAUUCCGCCCUUGCGGAUAGGCAGCACCCGUACCAGUCAGCCCUGCUUUGAACGUGGAGCAUUUUUAAAGCUGACAGAGUGUCAGGAAAAGCUAUUUAGUCCAGUGUGGUGGUGGUGGUAGCCCAUACCGCUGGCAAAAGAGGGAGAUGUAGACAGAUUUAUCAGCUCUUGUGUUUUGAGCAUCAUACGCAUCCAGUGCACCCUGUUCCCCUCACUGCAAAGCCUGUACCCCACGGUGGUCUCUAUCCCUCUCCUGGAAAACUGAUGCCCUAAAGCCCCAUAAUUUUGCACAGCAGUUAACGUCACCACUCUUUAAAAUCUUUGAGCAGUCUGAAAUACCGACAUGUAAUGAACUGAGAUUGCAGGGAACCUUCUUAUAGUGCUGCUCACAUUCCGGGCUUUCUUUUCAACAUUUCAUCUCUUUCACUUGGACUGCAGAGAAAAGUAUACUUUAUCUAACUUUACAGAUUAUGUUGCAAUUAUCCAGCCUUGCUGCUGUACAGUAGAUAAAUGUUAAGGGUGUAGAAAUUUAAUUUACAGGCACAAACAGGAAUUGUAUCUGGGCAUUAUGUUUUAUAGAAAUCAAAUUAUUGUUGUAAUUUUGAACAUUUUUUUAAAUGAGAUUCACUAUGUAAUUUCAGGUUAUCAAUCAGCCUGUUAAUUUCCUAAUAAAAUACAGGACAA
Athene cunicularia (burrowing owl) is the source of this 5239-nucleotide messenger RNA. It is a transcript of the gene KCNQ1, whose product is annotated as potassium voltage-gated channel subfamily Q member 1. Gene Ontology annotation, cellular component: membrane; voltage-gated potassium channel complex. Gene Ontology annotation, molecular function: voltage-gated potassium channel activity. The record is from RefSeq and is a predicted model, not a curated record. NCBI's taxonomy places the organism in Eukaryota, Metazoa, Chordata, Aves, Strigiformes, Strigidae. Gene Ontology annotation, biological process: transmembrane transport; potassium ion transport. Bases 1595 to 3340 code for a protein of 581 amino acids. The transcript is spliced from 17 exons.